Rotaria sordida is the source of this 502-nucleotide messenger RNA. The record is from the annotation of a GenBank genome assembly. NCBI's taxonomy places the organism in Eukaryota, Metazoa, Rotifera, Eurotatoria, Philodinida, Philodinidae.
AUGGAUAGUACUUUGAUUCAAAUAAACUAUGAACAACAACAACAACAACAUUAUUUAUUAUUUGAGUAUGCAAAAACAGUGAUAUUAAACAUGUUUGAUUCAUUCAAAGAUCAUGGAUUUUUAAGCGUAAGCGAAAAAGCUGAUCGUGAAACAUUAAAUACAAUUGAAGAUUGUUAUUAUAUCGAAAAUAAUUUCGAUCCUAAAGAAUAUGAACUUCAAAAAUUACUUUCAUCACAAAAUGGUAAUCCAUUUUUAAAUCUUUCUGAUGUAAUAGCACGUCGAGAUCGUCUUGAUACUCAAUUAACAGCUGUAUCAAAACGUGUAUCGAAAUUAGUUCUUGAAAAUAGUUCAUCAUAUACGGCAGAAUUACAACGUGUUACUGUAUUAACAAGUGCAUUAGAAGGUUCAAUUGAAACAUGUCAUACAGCACGAAGAAAUCUUCGUCGUGCACAAUGUCAAAUAACAACACGAAAUUUAGGUUUAAUUAGAAAUGCAAUGCGUA